This is a messenger RNA of Polypterus senegalus (gray bichir), 1078 nucleotides long. RefSeq lists its product as uncharacterized. The record is from RefSeq and is a predicted model, not a curated record. Bases 132 to 809 code for a protein of 225 amino acids. The transcript is spliced from 4 exons. NCBI's taxonomy places the organism in Eukaryota, Metazoa, Chordata, Cladistia, Polypteriformes, Polypteridae.
UGUGCCAGGGUGUAGCAACUGAUCUGAUUGUUCGGCUGGUGAGCACCGUGAGCCACUUGAGGUGUCAGAGAGAGAGACGAGAGACAGACGGGAGAUGCAGCCGACCCGCGGGAGGGAGACAGGAAGGUGUGAUGGUCCACACGCCGUGCGGUUUGAUCACAGGGUCCCUCAGAUGGAGAUGUCGAUUGGCUUCAUCUUCAAGUGAAUAUAUUGCCCCUGUUAAUAGAGGAAGAUGUCAUUGCGCCGACAUUUUGGAUUCUGGUUGCUAUGAUGGCACCUGCGUCAAGGGAUUUGUGUGCAAGCUGCUACAACUGGGACUCCCGUAUUCCACCUGUCUAUGGAUUAAAGACUGCCUGACAGACCGCACACAAAGGGUUAAGGUGGGCCCUCACAUCUCCUCGGCCAUCAGCAUCAGCACCGGCUCUCCUCAGGGCUGUGUGCUGAGCCCCCUGCUCUUCACGCUGUACACGCAUGACUGCGCCCCUGCCCACCACAGCAACACCAUCUUCAAAUCUGCAGACGACACCACUGUGGUGGGGCUCAUCUCUGGUGAGAAUGAAUCCGCCCACAGGAACGAAGUGGAGCAACUGACAGUGUGGUGCACUGACAACAACCUGCUCCUGAACACAAUUAAGACCAAGGAGCUUGUUGUGGACUUCAGGAAAAAGAAAACGGACAUCAAACCACUUUACAUCGGAGGGGACUACUGUGUGGAGAGGGUGUCAGACUUCCAAAUUCCUGGGAGUCCACAUCAUGGCGAAGAAGGCUCAGCGGAGACUUUAUUCCCUGAGAGUCCUCAGGAAAAAUAACAUCUCACAAAAACUGCUGGUGUCCUUCUAUCACUACUCUAUCGAGAGUAUCCUGGGCUACUGCCUCUGCAUGGGGUUUUCCAGCUGCACAACAGCGCAGAGGAAAACACUUCAGCAGAUCGUAACGACUGCAUUGCAGAUCAUCGGCUGUACUUUACCCUCUUUGGAUGAACUGCACAGCUCUCGCUGCCUCAAAAAAGCAGAAAACAUCUUACAGGACUCCUCACACCCCGCUCAUGACGUGUCCCAACUGUUGCCAUCAGGUAAAA